AUGAGCAAUAAAGAAAUUCCUCAUCGAGACGACCUUGUCGACUAUGGCCAUGCUGUGGCUGGACAUGCUGGUGUCCUUUCAGAUGCUGAUGGGGAGCUUUUUAUUAAACCCUGCACUCAGAAAGAAAUUGAUUUUUAUCAGUCGGCAAGCGAGAAGUUUAUAGAGUUUACUGAAAUUAUGCCUCUCUUCAUGGGAACACUCUCACUUUCUGAUCCUGCUGAGGUCAGCUCGGCCGAGGAAGAUGUCCCGACCGGCGAUGUCGCAGCCGCUCUACUGCAAGUGGCAGAGACUACAUCUGCAGUUGCAGUACCACCAGUUGUCACUUGUUCUGCUGCUCAGGAAGCCACAGUGCCAUCCACCUCGCAAGAAGGCGCUGCCAAGGACAACGUGACUUGGAAACCCAACAAGGACAAGCGCAUCAAGACUACUCAAGCUAUCGUGCUCGAAAACUGUACCCACGGCUACAAGAAGCCAAAUGUCCUCGACGCGAAGCUCGGCGUCCGCCUCUGGGCCGACGAUGCCCCGCUCCAAAAGAGGCAGAGGUUCGAUGCUAUUGCCGCGGAGACAACGCAUGCGAACUACGGAUGUCGCAUUGCCGGUAUGAGGGUUUACCAGGGUUCCCAUGAUAAGACCGAACUCAACGAGGAUGAUUAUCGGGUAUAUGACAGGGACUACGGCAGGACACAAGUGAACAACGAUACCUUUGUCGAUGCUGUUCGGAAGUUCGUCUUCAACAACGCAGCGGGCAUCGACGAUGCCCUUGGCAAGGCUGUUUGCGGCGGAUUCGCGCAGGACCUCAAGCGCAUUGAGGAAAUCCUUGAGAAGCAUGAGAGUAGGAUGUAUUCUGCUAGCAUUCUAUUCGUCUACGAGGGCCAUGGCGAGACGCUGGAAGCCGCAAUCGAGAAAAACAAUACCCUAGUGGAACGGAUCGAGACUUUUGAGUUCAAGACAUCCCGGAUUGACAGCGGGAUCGUGAUGACAGAGUAUUCCGAGGAAGAGGAAGAAAUCACCAUCACUUUCCCCAAGGUAUACACCGUGAAGCUCAUCGAUUUUGCCCAUGCCAAGUGGGUACCGGGUGAGGGCCCAGAUGAGAACACCCUUACAGGCGUCCGAAGCCUCCGUCGCAUAUUCGAGGAGUUGGCCGCGUAA
Messenger RNA from Scedosporium apiospermum, 1149 nucleotides. RefSeq lists its product as uncharacterized. Gene Ontology annotation, cellular component: nucleus; cytoplasm. The transcript is spliced from 2 exons. Gene Ontology annotation, molecular function: inositol-1,4,5,6-tetrakisphosphate 3-kinase activity; inositol hexakisphosphate kinase activity. The record is from RefSeq and is a predicted model, not a curated record. The coding region runs from base 1 to 1149 and encodes 382 amino acids. Gene Ontology annotation, biological process: inositol phosphate biosynthetic process; phosphatidylinositol phosphate biosynthetic process. NCBI's taxonomy places the organism in Eukaryota, Fungi, Ascomycota, Sordariomycetes, Microascales, Microascaceae.